Molecule: messenger RNA, 4879 nt
Organism: Mesocricetus auratus (golden hamster)
Lineage: Eukaryota; Metazoa; Chordata; Mammalia; Rodentia; Cricetidae
Gene: Fgd3
Product: FYVE, RhoGEF and PH domain containing 3
Exons: 18
Coding region: 691-2880 (729 amino acids)
Biological process (GO): filopodium assembly; cytoskeleton organization
Cellular component (GO): cytoplasm
Molecular function (GO): guanyl-nucleotide exchange factor activity; metal ion binding
Source: RefSeq, a predicted model, not a curated record
GCCUUUCUAACUGCGCUCCCCUGGAGCCCAGACCCACAUGGGUUCCUGCUUGCCCAGGCCACUGUCCGCACUCACUACCAGCUCGCCCCACCAGCCUAGCUCCUUGCCAUGUUGCUAUGGGGACCAGUCUGUGGCAUCCUGGGCUGAGCCCCGCCCGCCUGCCUGCCUGCCUCCCUAGCUCUCCACGUGCUGGCUUUGUCAGGGCUCAGUCUCCGCAGCUGUGGCUGGCAGAAGACAACGGUGCUGCCAGGGAGGCAGGACCACCCACAGGACCCCAGGCAGGGCUGGUCAGGGCCUGGAAGCACAGCUCAGCCCUUGACAUCUCUGAGGAGACCCCUCAGCUUCCUGCCCUCUGGGACCCAGUUGAGCUCUUCCGGAAGCUGUCCCUCUGAAAGUGUGCCAGCCUCCAAGGUUGCCUGCUCCGGGUGAAGGAAGGCACGGACUCCUCUUGCUUGUUUUAAAAUGACUUUAAUUCCCAAAGGAAGUCGUACUUUCUAAACAGCUCCACUUACAAUGGUCUGGGCAAGAGAUUUUCAAUAGCCAGUUGUAGUCUCCGUUGGGCAAUCCAGAGCCCAGGAGGAAGCAGGCGCCUGCCCGUCAAUCUCUGUCAGCCUCAUUGGGCAACAGCAUUGGGUAACAGGAAGUUCCUGACCAGCCUCCUAGCAGAGCCCAGUGAGUCCGGCUGUGAAGAUGGAAUUGGGUAGAAGCUCCUCAACUCGCGAAGAAACCAUUGCUCGUCUUGGUGCUGGGCCCAGAAGCUCUCCACUGGGGAAGCUUCAAGCACUUCCCAUUGGGCCAGGUGCCCACCCAGGGGCUCCUGGCAGCUCAGCUUCAGCGGGGGACAGCUCCGUGGGGGAGCCAAGUGGUGCCAUGAAGAUCCCCAACAGGGACAGUGGGAUUGACAGUCCAUCGUCCAGUGUGGCCAGUGAGAACUUCCCCUGUGAAGAGGGCAGUGAGGGCUCCCCAGGCCCUGCCACACUGGGGCUACACCCUGUGACAGCUGUGGACAGCCAGGUCCCACAAGACACCCCCCAGGAAGAGGAAGAUAGUGGCGUAGGUGAGGAGCCUGAUCCUAAGAUCACCCCUUCCAGGCCAGAGGAGAAUGCUGGCUUGGCUCAGUGCUCUGACCAACAGAAGCUGCUAAAUAUUGCCCAGGAGCUCCUGCACACAGAGGAAGCCUACGUGAGGCGGCUGCACUUGCUGGACCAGGGUUUCUGCACCAAGCUGACAGAAGCAGGGAUCCCUCCAGAAGUCACCACCGGCAUUUUCUCCAACAUCUCCUCCAUCUACCGCUUCCAUGGGCAGUUCCUCCUGCCCGAGUUGCAGAAGAGGAUCACAGAGGAGUGGGACACAAACCCUCGACUCGGAGACAUCCUGCAGAAACUGGCCCCAUUCCUGAAGAUGUAUGGCGAGUAUGUCAAGAACUUUGACAGGGCCAUGGGGCUGGUGAGCUCAUGGACCCACCGCUCUCCGCAGUUUAAGGACGUCAUCCACAGCAUCCAGAAGCAGGAGGAGUGUGGGAACUUGACACUGCAGCACCACAUGCUGGAGCCUGUGCAGAGGGUCCCUCGCUACGAACUGCUGCUCAAAGACUACCUGAAGAGGCUCCCCAGGGACGCCCCAGACCGGAAGGAUGCUGAGAGGUCCCUGGAGCUCAUCUCCACCGCUGCUGACCAUUCCAAUGCUGCCAUCAGGAAGAUGGAGAAAAUGCACAAGCUCCUGGAGGUGUACGAGCAGCUGGGUGGGGAAGAAGACAUCGUCAACCCAGCCAAUGAGCUGAUCAAGGAGGGCAACAUCCAGAAAUUGUCGGCCAAGAACGGCACCACGCAGGACCGGCACCUCUUCUUGUUCAACAAUGUGAUACUCUACUGUGUACCCAAACUGAGGCUCAUGGGCCAGAAGUUCAGUGUACGGGAGAAAAUGGACAUCUCUGAUCUCCAGGUGCAAGAUGUUGUGAAACCAAAUGCAGCACACACAUUCAUCAUAACAGGAAGGAAAAGGUCCCUGGAGCUUCAGACGCGGACAGAAGAAGAGAAGAAAGAAUGGGUUCAGGUUAUUCAGGCCACCGUGGAGAAGCACAGACAGAAGAGCGAGACCUUCAGGGCCUUCGGCGGGGCCUGUAGCCAGGAUGAGGAGCCCACCCUGUCUCCAGACCAGCCCAUCCUGAGUGCCAACUCUGCGGAAACUGCAGGGGUAGCUGACAGCAGUGGGGGUACUGCAGGGGUGGAGUCCAAAAAGUUGUCCUCUAAAACAAGACGUGACAAAGAAAAGCCUGGGUGUAAGAGCUGUGGUGAGACCUUCAACUCCUUCACCAAGAGGAGGCAUCGCUGCAAGCUGUGUGGACAGGUCAUCUGUAGGAAGUGCUCAGAAUUCAAGGCUGAGAACAGUAAGCAGAGCCGGGUCUGCCGAGAGUGUUUCCUGGAAGAAUCCUUGGUCCCUGCAAGCCCUAGCUCUGAGACUUGCACAGAACUCAAACAGAAUGCAGAGAAGCCUCCUUCUGUGGAUCCUCGGCCUAGCCUGGUCUGUAGCACUCUGCGUCUGUCCGACAAUGGUACAGCCUGGAGUGAAGUUUGGGCAGACAUCCCUGAGUCAGAUCCCCAGGUGCUAGUCCUGCUGGCAGGCAGGCAGGCUGGAAGACUGCUGCAUACCAUCCCACUGUCUGGCUGUACUGUAACGGUGCCUGACUCUGAAGUAGGGCUGGAGGCGGGGUGUGUGUGGAAGCUGCAUCAGGGCCCGCAGACCUGGUGGCUGAGUGCCCCCUCCACAAAGCUUCAGCAGUGUUGGCUGGAAGCUCUGAGCACAGCUGGCUGUGGGGACACAGCUGGGGACAGACCAGGUGCCUCGCAGCCCCAAGCCUCUGCAAGCACCAGCACUCCAUGAGCUGGGCCUCCUACUGUCCUUCCCGCUACCGUGUUCUUUUUGGCUAACCUUAAAAGUCACAUGAAGGAAUGAGGGACUCCUGGAACCACUGAGGAUGAAUGAUGGCCCACAGAAGACUAGCAGUGGGUCCAAGAUCACUCGACAAGUCUUAGACAAGGGUCGGGCUUCUGACUCUAGCCCCUUCAUUGUGACCAGAGCAGGGGGGGCAUGGCCACUACAAAGCAAAUGGCAUCUGAGCAGGCUUGGCUGGUGAUGCCAGCCCUCAAAGGCACAAGGAGGCCAGGUGGGCACUGCCCAGGGGUGAUCAUGUCUAACCUGGUGUGAUGUCACUCUGGGGACGGCAGAGAUGUCUGGAGCCUGACCUGUAUCCACUAUGUGAGCUAGAUCGUGACCUGGGUGCACCCCUCUGGGCUUCACUUACACACUCUGUCCUCUCCAGAAGCAUUGCUCAUCUGCUAUUUCUGCAGAGCCCUUGAAGGGAAAGGAGGGAGGGCCUUCUUAUCCUACCCUCCCAAAGCAUCCACACUCAGAGACUGUGGGGAGGCCGGCUCUCACCCCUGGGUGGCAGGCUUAUGAAGUUUCAGGCUGGCUGCUCUGUGGGCAGGUGCCAUGCUUGUCAGGAUAAAUAAAUGCUGGCCGUCAGCCUCAAGACCUUCAAAUCCACUCUUCACAGGAUUCUCCCUCAAGGCAGGUGGCUAGAAGAGGGAUGGCAGAUAAAGGUAACAAAACGGCAUGGACCACACACUUGUCUGGGAGAGCAGCUCUGUCUCCCAGAUGCCGUAGUGAGUGGGUGAGGAGCUAAGCCAUACGGCAGGGUGGGGAUGCUGGCAGUCAGGUUUGUGGCGGUGUGACAAAGGUCAUGGGGCUCAGGGUGUUGCCUCUCGAGGAGUAGGAACUUUAGGGAACAAUGAUGGAGCUCUGGUCCUUCAGCAUUCCCGCCCUCUAACAUCAGCACAGUGCUGUGUGGAGACAGCUAGGCAGGCAUCAGGCCAGCUACCUGGACGGGAGAAGGAAUGUAGAGCCAGAAAUGAGUGCCGGUUAUAGGUAACAUUGGGAGGCGCAGAUGAGGCGGGGCCUCACGUGAGAUGGGGGCCCAGGUGCGGUAGGAUGGCGGUAAAAGUAAAGUGGGUGGGAGCAGAAGUGACGUGGACAGGAUACAAGGGGACAGGGGAGGUGUCAGAGCACGGCUGAGUCUAUGUAAGAGCCAGCGGGACUGGGCAUAGGCUGCCUCGGGAUUGCCUGCAAACCCCUGGUCCCCUGCCUUGCCCUCACCAUGCUGAAUGGUCCCAAAUCACCCCAAGGAAACUGCAAAACAAGCAGAGCACUUCUACACCGGGAGGGAUGAGGCCUUUUAGCUACUACCAAGGAAACGUAGCAAAGUCCAUCCGACCCAUUCCUGGAUGGGGCAGUGGUGAAGGUGGCCCACCUGGGACAACAGGAAGGAGGCGCCUUCCUUGGCUCUGCACACGGCAUGGCAGACACACCAGACGGACACAAGUCUUCAGCCUCUUUGCCAUCCUCCGCUGCUUCCCCCUGCUUGUAAAAGUUCUGGCCUUUGCAUUUCAAGGAUUCCGAGUGCCCAUCCUCUGAGGAAUCAGAGCCCUAGGAGGAUGCCUGUGUAUCCUGCCCCCAGGAUGUGGACUAGUCAGCUGGCAGCUUGGGGGCCCUGAUGCUACCUGAGCGGAAAGGUACACAAGUUACUUUGCUUGUUGCGGUGACAAAACAUUGGACGAGAGCAACGUACGGAAGAAAGGGUUUGCUUGGCUCACGGUCUGAGGGUACAGUCUGUCUCGAAGGGAAACGUGGUAGCAGGAGUGCUGGCCGCAUUCCAUCCACGGUGGGAGAACAGAAAGGGACAAACACCGGGCUCCACCCACCUCCUCCUUUUUGUUCAUCCGGGGCCCUAAGCCAUAGGAUGCUGCUGCUCACCUUCAGGGUCGUUUUGUUUUUGUUUUUUUUUCUUCUUCUUCUCAAUUAAACCUUUCUGGAAACACUCAAA